UAAAUAAAUUGAUGAUUACAAUUUUUUUUAAAAUAAUAUCUAUUCUUCUUUCCUUUCUUCCGCCGGGUCUUUGCCUUUCACUUCCGGUUUAUCGACAGUGUGAUUCUAGGAGCUCUCGACGCCGUCAUGCCACUUGCAAAGGAUCUGUUGCACCCGAGCGUUGAGGAGGAGAAGAGGUGUCACAAGAAAAAACGCCUCGUUCAGAGUCCCAACUCCUACUUUAUGGAUGUCAAAUGCCCAGGUUGCUACAAGAUCACCACAGUGUUCAGUCACGCUCAGACUGUAGUGCUGUGUGUCGGCUGCUCCACAGUUCUUUGCCAGCCUACAGGAGGGAAAGCUCGCCUUACAGAAGGAUGCUCAUUCAGGAAAAAACAGCACUAGUUUGCCCGGACGUGGUUGGACACAGUUUAGAAGGAGAAUGAACAGCGCUUGAUGGACAUCAAGCAACACUGCCAUGGAACUGAUGCAGCAAUGAGUAAAUGGAGAGCGGGGGAACCGAUCAUGUAAUUUAAGAAGUCUCUCUACUUGAUAUGCACAAAGGCAUUGUUGAAACCUGACCAACAUCACAUCCAAUAAUUCCUCUUCUCUUAAUAAACUUAGGUUGUUUUUUGGUAAAAUAAUCUUGCAUGUGUGUCAUCUAGUUUGUUCUUUUUACCUGCUGAAGGUUCUUGGAUGUCAUUUAUCAGCUCAGGACUCCUUAAAGGUGUGCUGCUAAUGCUCAGGGCAUUUGAAGACUGUUUUAUCAAUUUAAACAGAUGGGUGGCUUCAACAGUUUCCUGUGGCGAGCAAUUUGAAUUUGUUGCAUUAUACCCUCAGUUAUUUAAGGAUACACUUUUUACAGGGAGGUGAGGGUGUGGAAUUAACCCCUACAGAUAAUGAAAUCGCAGAAAACGUUUUUACUAGGUUAAAGCUGCACUCUGCAUGAUUAGAGGUGUGUCAGCAAUGGUAAUGCAGUCAGAUACUACAUGCACAUACGCCAAGCAAGUCAACAUUUUAUUUAAAAGGUAGACCGCGUUAUCAGUGCCUGCUGUAAAGCCAGAGGUGUUGGCUGAGAGCUUCAAAUGAGGGUUUUUUUCAGGGAAAGAUAUCGCUGGCCCUGUUUCCUGAUGCUUGUAAACCACAAAGCCAGUGAUGUGAUACUAAAUGCCAUCGAUAUGAAUGAUUAUGGUUGUGAAUUUACAUGUGCUUGCAAGCUUCCUGUGAAAAUGAAAGUGUGGGAAUGAUUCUUGUGAAGUUGCAAAACACACUAGCUCUGUUUGAGAUGACUCAGCUAAAAUAAUUUGUGUCCCUAUGCUUUAGUUGAGGCUGAUGGGUCUUUUGCACAGUCUGUAUACUAAAUAAAGAAAUGGAUUAAUUUAGCAGGAGGGAAUUAUAGCUUUCUUUUUUACUAUGGUGACAUUUUUGUCCUGUUGUAUAUCAGACACAACUUACAAAUAAAAUGAUAAAUUAA
Molecule: messenger RNA, 1450 nt
Organism: Eleginops maclovinus (Patagonian blennie)
Lineage: Eukaryota; Metazoa; Chordata; Actinopteri; Perciformes; Eleginopidae
Gene: rps27.2
Product: ribosomal protein S27, isoform 2
Exons: 4
Coding region: 127-381 (84 amino acids)
Biological process (GO): ribosomal small subunit assembly; translation
Cellular component (GO): ribosome; cytosolic small ribosomal subunit
Molecular function (GO): RNA binding; structural constituent of ribosome
Source: RefSeq, a predicted model, not a curated record